Messenger RNA from Colletotrichum navitas, 1465 nucleotides. Its product is annotated as RTA1 protein. The coding region runs from base 254 to 1147 and encodes 297 amino acids. Lineage: Eukaryota; Fungi; Ascomycota; Sordariomycetes; Glomerellales; Glomerellaceae. The record is from RefSeq and is a predicted model, not a curated record. The transcript has 3 exons. Gene Ontology annotation, cellular component: membrane.
CUUUUUGCUGCAGAGGCCGGUGAUGGAAUUUCAAUCUGACUUAUUUCAAUUUAAAAGCCCUCAUGUCGCUGUCAAUGUGAUCGGACUGACUUAUGCUCGAUCUUUUUACCUGUAGAUUGUUUUAUUCUUACUUUCUUUGAUAUCGUCUGUCAUAUCACUUUCAUAUUCGUUCAUUUCAUACUGCCUAAAACCCUUCGCCUGCUGCUUAUCACGACACCAGCCAACUGCAAAACAAGAUUUGGGCUAGCAUACCAUGGAUCUGAUUGUCCGAGAUGCCUCAGCCGCUGAUGCGUCAGAGGCGUCUGCUUUCAAGGCCUACCACUAUGAUCCGACUAUAGCCGGUGCCGUUGUUUUCGUUUUACUCUUUCUCGCGACCACCAUCCUUCACUUCUGGCAACUAGUACGAUCACGUUGCUGGUUUAUGAUUCCUCUCGCAGUUGGAGGUAUUUUGCAAGUAAUUGGCUAUGCAGCCAGAGCGAAGUCCGGCCAGGAGAGUCCAAACUGGACCCUCGGUCCUUACAUCAUCCAGUCGAUUCUUCUUCUCGUCGCCCCAGGUUUAUAUGCAGCAACAGUGUAUAUGGAGCUAGGCAGAAUCAUCAUUGUCCUCGACGGAGAAGGGCGUUGUCUGAUCCGAAAAGCGUGGCUUACCAAAGUUUUCGUCACGGGUGACGUAUUGUCCUUUCUCCUCCAAGCCGGAGGUGGUGGAUACCAAUCUUCGGGAACUUUGGAAGCCCUCAAGGCCGGCGCCAAUAUCAUUAUCGUUGGCCUUUUCAUACAGCUCAUCUUUUUUGGCUUUUUCGUGGUGGUUGCUGUAGCUUUCCAUCGCGCUAUCAACAAGGCGCCGACCGGACGCUCGAACGGCAGCAUUCCUUGGAGGAAGCAUAUGACUGCUUUGUACUUGGGAAGCUUCCUGAUCAUGGUGCGUUCUGUCUUUCGAGCGGCCGAGUAUCUCCAGGGAUCUGACGGGUCCCUUCUUAAACACGAGGGGUAUCUCUAUAUAUUUGACGCCUUGUUGAUGUUUUUGGUCAUGGUGCUAUUCAACUGGAUCCAUCCAGCUGAGAUUGGCGCGAUAUUGGCUGGAGGAGGCGGUGUUCAACAUUGGAAGAUGGAUCCUUUGUCUUCACAUGAUCAUCACCAGCGUGUUUGAACAAAGAAUGGGCUUAGGUCUUGCGACUCUGAGGGCUCUGAGUAAGUAAUGCAUACUCGGGAGUAGAAAAGGGGGGUCGUGUCUGUACAAGAUGGACGGAUAGAAUUGGAGGCCGGCUGCCGCAUAUCCCUGCUUCAGUCCCGCUCUAUCCAUAACUGUAUCGGCCAGGUUAUUCAUUGUCUCUAGUAGUCUCCCAGAAGGUCAUUGACCACCUCAACGAUGUCUUUUCCCCAACCCACGAACGAGCAAUAGUCGUCAAGAGCAUGCAUACAAGUCUUAGAAUAGGCCAAUAAAAUCAGCGCUAGAGGUUGUCGCUAG